UGGAGUUUAUAUUUUUAGGUUUAGCGCCACUGGGCUUGGUUGGAACUGUGAGACUUUGCGGCCUUAGGUGGGCUCGCGUGAUCAUAAUGUCCCGAGAGAAGGAUGCAGAGAGUCAACAGUCUCAGGGCAGUACCUCAUCCCAGGCCCAUGGCUCUAGUGCCUGUUCACAGUCCCAAGGCUUCUCCCAGUCCCAAGGCACUUCCAGCUCCUCCACCAGCACUGCGCCCACCUCCAGCCAGUCUUCACACUCCAGCUCUGGGACCAUGAGCUCCUUAGAAACAGUAUGCACUCAGGAACUCUAUUCUAUUCCUGAGGACCAGGAAUCGGAGGAGCCUGUCUCUGCCCCUUGGGCUCGAUUAUGGGCCCUUCAGGAUGGAUUCUCCAAUCUUGACUGCGUUAACGACAGCUACUGGUUUGGGAGGGAUAAAAGCUGUGAAUAUUGCUUUGAUGAACCACUCUUGAAAAGAUCAGAUAAGUACCGGACCUAUAGCAAGAAACACUUCCGGAUUUUCAGGGAAAUGGGUCCUAAAAACUCCUAUAUCGCAUACAUAGAAGAUCACAGUGGGAACGGAACCUUUGUAAAUACAGAACUUGUAGGGAAAGGAAAAUGCCGCCCUUUGAGUAACAACUCUGAAAUUGCACUUUCACUAUGUAGAAAUAAAGUUUUCGUAUUUUUUGAUCUGACCGUGGAUGAUCAGUCAGUUUAUCCUAAGGAGUUAAGAGAUGACUACAUCGUGUCAAAAACUCUUGGAAGUGGUGCAUGUGGAGAGGUAAAACUGGGUUUUGAAAGGAAAACAUGUAAGAAAGUAGCCAUAAAGAUCAUCAGCAAAAGGAAAUUUGCUAUUAGCUCUUUGGGAGAAGCUGACUCAGCUCUCAAUGUUGAAACUGAAAUAGAAAUUUUGAAAAAACUAAAUCAUCCAUGCAUCAUCAAGAUUAAAAACUUUUUUGAUGCAGAAGAUUAUUACAUUGUUUUGGAGUUGAUGGAAGGAGGAGAGCUGUUUGACAGGGUAGUAGGAAAUAAACGCCUAAGAGAAGCCACAUGUAAACUCUAUUUUUACCAGAUGCUCUUGGCUGUACAGUACCUUCAUGAAAAUGGCAUUAUACACCGAGACUUAAAGCCAGAGAAUGUUCUACUGUCAUCUCAAGAAGAGGACUGUAUUAUCAAGAUUACUGAUUUUGGGCAGUCCAAGAUUUUGGGAGAGACCUCUCUGAUGAGAACUUUAUGUGGUACCCCUACCUAUCUGGCUCCUGAAGUUCUUCUUUCCGUUGGCACCACCGGAUAUAACCGAGCCGUGGAUUGCUGGAGUUUAGGAGUUAUCCUUUUUGUCUGCCUUAGUGGGUAUCCACCUUUCUCUGAGCAUAAGACUCAAGUGUCACUGAAGGAUCAGAUCACCAGUGGAAAAUACACCUUCAUUCCCGAAGUCUGGGCAGAUGUCUCAGAGAAGGCUCUAGACCUUGUCAAGAAGUUACUGGUUGUGGAUCCAAAAGCACGGUUGACCACAGAGGAGGCUUUAAAUCACCCAUGGCUUCAGGAUGAGGACAUGAAGAAAAAGCUUCAGAAUUUACUGGCUGAGGAAGCUAAAUUGAUGGCUAUACCCGAAGUCCUAGUUGAGCCUUCCACUAGUCGAAAGCGGCCCCAUGAAGGGGAAGCAGAGGAUGCAGCGACCACCAAGCGCCUGGCCAUGUGCACUGCCAUCUCACAAACACUGAUUUGAAUGUGAGAGAAACAGACUCUCAUUCAGCUGUCAUUUGAUUUUCUUUUAAUAGUUUGUAUUUUAAUUAUGAGAAUAACUUUUUUCCCCCCACAAUCACUGAUACACAAUUAAAAUCCUGACGGAACCUGA
Molecule: messenger RNA, 1844 nt
Organism: Perognathus longimembris pacificus (Pacific pocket mouse)
Lineage: Eukaryota; Metazoa; Chordata; Mammalia; Rodentia; Heteromyidae
Gene: Chek2
Product: checkpoint kinase 2
Exons: 15
Coding region: 87-1715 (542 amino acids)
Biological process (GO): mitotic DNA damage checkpoint signaling; protein phosphorylation
Cellular component (GO): nucleus; cytoplasm
Molecular function (GO): protein binding; ATP binding; protein serine/threonine kinase activity
Source: RefSeq, a predicted model, not a curated record